Messenger RNA from Diversispora eburnea, 1286 nucleotides. The record is from the annotation of a GenBank genome assembly. NCBI's taxonomy places the organism in Eukaryota, Fungi, Glomeromycota, Glomeromycetes, Diversisporales, Diversisporaceae.
CUUUAGUACAGAAAACCACAUUUCAACUUGAUAAACCUGAUAAACCUGUUAAUCGACGUAAAAUUCAACAAAGAUUGUUGACUUCGAUGGCACCAAGCAGAAGAAAUUAUUAUCAAAAAGAUACCUUCACAACGAUUCAUAACGCAAGAAAAGCCAAUGCAGUCGAUUUCAUUCACCAAACUGAAACAAAAGACAAAAUUGUUGACUUAGUACUUGAGUCGGGGGAUAAAGGAAUCGGUAUAAACUCAUUGCCUCAUGAAUACUUUCGUAAGUACAAUAGAGCCUUGACCUACACUGGAAAAAAAUUGUAUGAAGAUUUGGUAAAGCAUUUACCAAAUGCUUUCCUUGCAACGAAGAUUGGCACUGGACCUUUGAUUAUUAAAGCACAAGCAAAUCUUUCACAAGAAGAUUCACAAAGAGAAUCUGGAUGGAAGAACCCAUAUGGACCUUUGCCACUUCCAGAAACACCUGAACUUUAUAAUCGGGUUGGUAAAUAUUAUCCGCAUCAUCAUCGUAAUGGCCAACCUUCUUCAUCUUCACCUUCGUCAUAUCGUUCAACAGAUGGUCAUCCAUCAUCUUAUCGUAAUGGUCAACCUUCUUCAUCUUCAUCUUCAUCAUAUCGUUCAACAGAUGGUCAUCCAUCAUCUUCAUCAUAUUGUUCAACGGAUGGCCAUUUAUCAUCUUCGUCAUAUCGUUCGAUGGAUGGCCAACCUCCUCCUUCUUCAUCAUAUCGUUCAACAACAGAUCGAUAUGACGAACGAAGAAAGAGUAUUAGCCCUUUUAGUUCACCAUUAUCACCUCCACAAACUUCUCUCGGUUCUUACCGACCUAGACAAUCAUCACCAACAUUACCUUUUUCUAUUAGUUCUCCACUGUCACCAUCUUUACCAAAAGGAGAAAGUACUGAAUAUUUUUCGCAACUUGCACCUUUCAAUUAUCCUCCUCAAAACAAUAAAAACAAUAACAAUAACAACAACAAUAAUUAUCAUUCAUCACCAACAAAAAGUGAAAUCAUAAAUGGCAAGAAUGACAAACGUGAAUAUGAUGAUUAUUUUGAAUAUUCUAGAAAUAAAAAAAUUGAAGAUGUUAUAGAGAAGAUGAUGAUUUCAGAGGAGACACCAUCAAUCAUUGAAUCAAAGGAAAAAGAUAUAUAUAUCGAAUCAGGAUUUAAAAAGUUCAAAGAAUUAAUAUCAGGAAACAUAAAAAAACCCGUGAUCAUUAAGAGGGAGGAUGCACCAAAUCUCACCGAACUUCAGAGAGUUGCUUUAGAAUUGCUUUUCAUUUAA